AUGGCUAUUCUCAAUUUCACACUGACGCCUGAGGCAGCCGCCAAAGUCCACGACUUGCUGGUUUGUCUUGGAAGGUUCGACGACACCGUACUCCUCGAAGCGCGCAGAGAAAAACUCGUGUCAGCUUACUUUCACGGCUCUGAACUCGUCCAAAACUACAUAUGCCGCUAUCUCCCUUGA
Molecule: messenger RNA, 180 nt
Organism: Plenodomus lingam JN3
Lineage: Eukaryota; Fungi; Ascomycota; Dothideomycetes; Pleosporales; Leptosphaeriaceae
Source: RefSeq, a predicted model, not a curated record